This is a messenger RNA of Callorhinchus milii (elephant shark), 735 nucleotides long. RefSeq names its product paraneoplastic antigen Ma6E-like. The record is from RefSeq and is a predicted model, not a curated record. The annotation marks the transcript as partial. The transcript is spliced from 2 exons. NCBI's taxonomy places the organism in Eukaryota, Metazoa, Chordata, Chondrichthyes, Chimaeriformes, Callorhinchidae.
AUGUUGGUGAGGCUGGUGAUGUCGGUGAGGCUGGUGAGGCUGUUGAGGCUGGUGAGGUUGGUGAGGCUGGAGGUCGGUGAGGUUGGUGAGAUUGGUGAGAUCGGUGAGGUUGGUGGGCUAGUGAUGUCGGUGUGGUUGGUGAGGUUGGUGAAGUCGGUCAGUGACGUUGGUGAGGCUGGUGAGGUUGGUGAGGUCAGUGAGGUUGGUGAGGCUGGUGAGGUCGGUGACGUUCGUGAGGCUGGUGAGGUCGGUGAGGUUGGUGAGGUUCGUGAGGUUGUUGAGGUCGGUGAGUUUGUUGAGGCUGGUGAGGUCAAUGAGGUUGGUGAGGCUGGUGAGUUCGGUGAGGCUGGUGCGGUCGGUGAGGUUGGUGAGGUAGGUGAGGCUAGUGAUGUUGGUGUGGUUGGUGAGGUUGGUGAGGUCGGUGAGGCUGGUGAGGUCGGUGUCAUUGGUGAGGUUGGUGAGGCUGGUGAGGUUGAUGAAGCUGGUGAGGUCGGUGAAGUCAGUGAGGUUGGUGAGGUCGGUGAGGUCAGUGAGGUUGGUGAGGCUGGUGAGGUCGGUGAAGUUUGUGAGGCUGGUGAGGUCGGUAUCGUUGGUGAGGUUGGUGAGGCUGGUGAGGUUGGUGAAGCUGGUGAGGUCGGUGAAGUCGGUGAGGUUGGUGAGGCUGGUGAGGUCGGUGAAGUCGGUGAGGUUGGUGAGGCUGGUGAGGUCGGUGAGGUUGGUGAGGCUGGUGAGGUC